Molecule: messenger RNA, 1236 nt
Organism: Penicillium soppii
Lineage: Eukaryota; Fungi; Ascomycota; Eurotiomycetes; Eurotiales; Aspergillaceae
Product: ANP1/MMN9/VAN1 family protein
Exons: 3
Coding region: 1-1236 (411 amino acids)
Biological process (GO): protein N-linked glycosylation; cell wall mannoprotein biosynthetic process
Cellular component (GO): mannan polymerase complex
Molecular function (GO): alpha-1,6-mannosyltransferase activity
Source: RefSeq, a predicted model, not a curated record
AUGGAGGGCAGUCGUCAUACUAUUAACAAGGACUCGCUUUCUGGUCUCGAUUGCCUUGACCGGGCUGCUCUUCCUCAUGUGGCGCGGCGUCAGCAAGUCGGCUUCGGAGAUGCAAAAGUGAGUGAACCGUUGCGAAUCGAGGGCUUCGAAGACUUUCAUACUGAUCUCACUAGUUUCUACUGCUACGGCUCCAGUAAAUCACCGAUGGAAAUGUCCAUCAACGAAAUGGUUGAGUGGAAUGCGCACGCCCAAACCCCCGUCCUCUUCAACCGUCACGAACCUUAUGAAGUCAACUCCACCUCUAUCGAAGAUGUAGACCUGAACCCGAUCAAGUCUACCAUCCAAGCUGUUAAGAACCGUGAACGUGUCCUUAUCUUGACCCCUCUGCGCGACGCCGCUCCUUAUCUGGCCAAAUAUUUCGACCUCUUGUACAAGCUGACCUAUCCCCACGAAUUGAUUGAUCUGGCCUUCCUCGUCGGUGACUGCAAAGACGAAACCCUGGCCAAUCUUGCCUCCGAACUCGAUCGUAUCCAGAACCACGCCGAUGAAAAAGUCCGCUUCCGCAGUGCCACCGUUAUCCGGAAGGAUUUCGGUGCCAGCACUGAGAUGGAUGUGGCUGAGCGUCACUCGUUUGCCGCUCAGGGCCCGCGACGCAUAGCUAUAGGCCGUGCCCGUAACUACCUCCUGUACUCCGCUCUGAAGCCCGAUCACUCUUGGGUGUACUGGCGGGAUGUGGAUAUUACAGACUGCCCCGAGCGGAUCUUGGAGGACUUCAUGGCCCACGAUAAAGACAUCCUUGUGCCUAACAUCUGGUUCCACCGUUACAUAGAUAAUCAUGACAUCGAAGGUCGCUUCGACUACAACUCAUGGAUUGAAUCUGACAAGGGCCGCCGCCUACGUGCAACUCUGCCCACCGACACCGUUCUGGCCGAAGGCUACAAGGAAUACAACACCGGCCGUACCUACCUGGUCAGCAUGGGCGACUGGCGCAAGAACAAAGACGAAGAAGUGGAGCUUGAUGGAAUCGGUGGUGUCAACAUCCUCGUCAAGGCCGAUGUCCACCGCUCAGGCAUCAACUUCCCGGCCUACGCCUUCGAGAACCAAGCCGAGACGGAAGGAUUCGCUCGCAUGGCCAAGCGCGCUGGCUACAAGGUGAUCGGACUUCCCAACUACGUGGUCUGGCACAUCGAUACCGAGGAGAAACCUGGUAAUUUGGGAGACCGCAAAGCGUUCUAG